AUGGGCCAUGAAAUGCUAAACAGUUCAAACGAAGCAUCAAGUCCUUUCCACGCUCGACCGGGAAGAGCAGUAAGCAAAGCAUAGUCCGACGACGUCUUUCACCUUCCCCUGGUCGAAUCUCUCUGUCCUGCGCUCCUCCAUGUCGAAUCCGGGCGAAUCCGAGAAGCAGGAGAAGAAGAAGAGGACGAACCCCAUCGCUCUGUUCAUGGCCUUCGGCACGAAAGGCGACGUCUUUCCCAUCGCCGCGAUCGCCGCUGCAUUUGGUGGAGAAAUGAAGGACUACGGAGUGUUUUUCGUCACCCAUUCGGCGCACCAGAGUUUGAGUGGCCAUUUGGCCAAAAAGUGUGUGACGUAUGUGCCAAUUUCAUCACCACCUGUUCUUGCUGUUCAGGAAGAUAGUGGCCGUGCAGGAUCAUCAGCGCCAUCGUUUUCUUUACAGAAGAGGAACAUUACCGACGCGCACAGACAAGAAUGCUUAUCCGCAGUUGAGAGUAUCUUUGGACUCGAAGAAGUCAUGGCCGGUGACUUUAUUUUGAUCAACUUCUUUGCUCUGGAGGGAUGGAACCUUGCAGAGCUUUUUCAGGUCCGUUGCAUGGUUGCUGCUCCAUAUGUUGUUCCUUAUAGUGCUCCUGCAUCAUUUGAGCGUCACUUCAGGAAGGAAGUUCCAUUGCUGUAUAAUUAUCUCCAAGAAGCUCCUAGUAGCAAGGUCUGCUGGAAAGAUGUGAUGCAUUGGAUGUGGCCACUUUUUGCUGAAAGUUGGGGCUAUUGGAGAAGUGAUGUCUUACAUUUAAGUUCCAUUCCUUUUACGGUCAGUGCUCUCAACACUUUGCAGGAUCCAGUGACAAGUCUUCCGACGUGGCACGAGAGGGAUCCAUCUCCUCUACUCUUGUAUGGGUUUAGCGAGGAUAUUGUUGAACGCCCUGAUUAUUGGCCAUCAAAUGUUCAAGUUUGUGGAUUCUGGUUUAUCCCAAUCGAGUGGCAGUUUUCCUGUCAACAGUGUCUUGAAGUUGCAGCACUUGAUUUAGAAGUGCAUUCAAGGACAGAUUACUCAACAUGUUCUGUUCAUGUUCAAUUGCAUUCUUUCCUAAAGACCGAUACUUCAAUGCCACUUGUUUUUGUCGGCCUGAGUUCAAUUGGGAGCAUGGGCUUUAUGCAGAACCCUCAAGCUUUUCUUGCUGUCCUGCAAAUUGUUAUCAGAAUUACAAAUUACAGGUUCAUUCUUUUUACUGCUGGUCAUGAACCCUUACAAGCAGCAGUGCUUACUGCUGCUGCAGAGGAAUCAUCAAGCUUUAGUAAAAGACAGUUCAAUGAAGAUGGAAUAAGCCUAUUCAAUGGACGACUCUUCUGCUUUAGUGGAAGCAUUCCAUACCUCUGGCUGUUCCCAAAAUGUGUAGUUGCAGUUCACCAUGGGGGAAGUGGGUCAACCGCGGCAGCACUUAAAACUGGUAUUCCCCAGGUAAUUUGUCCAUUUCUCCUGGAUCAAUUCUACUGGGCUGAGAGGAUGUUCUGGCUUGGGGUGGCUCCGGAACCACUUAAAAGGUGCCAUUUGCUCCCGGAAAGUACUGAUGGCAUUUGCAUUAUGGAGGCCGUAGAUGUGUUUACAGGCUCCAUACACACUGCACUUUCUGCUACAGUCCAAGCACGUGCUUCAGAAAUAUCUUCACAAAUUGCUCACCAGGAUGGAGUCUCGGAGGCUGUGAAGAUUCUGGAAAGGGAGAUAUGUUGUUAAGGUGGAAGGCUCCUUAAACUGUACUUCAUGUUGUUAUAGGGGUUUUGGAUAUGCAGUGCACAGCGUAUACACUGCAAUGAAAUGGAUUGUAUUCAAGACAGUAGAUGCAGGGAUGGAAACAACUGUGUUUGGAUGUCUAGAAUACUUUUACAUGAGAAACAUCGUUGCGGUGCAAUUAAGAAUUGCCUGCAGACAGAAGAAGACUCGAGCAAGAAAUUCAUUUAAUGGCA
Messenger RNA from Syzygium oleosum, 1959 nucleotides. RefSeq names its product sterol 3-beta-glucosyltransferase. The transcript is spliced from 15 exons. The record is from RefSeq and is a predicted model, not a curated record. The coding region runs from base 140 to 1729 and encodes 529 amino acids. NCBI's taxonomy places the organism in Eukaryota, Viridiplantae, Streptophyta, Magnoliopsida, Myrtales, Myrtaceae.